Molecule: messenger RNA, 333 nt
Organism: Ilyonectria robusta
Lineage: Eukaryota; Fungi; Ascomycota; Sordariomycetes; Hypocreales; Nectriaceae
Exons: 2
Coding region: 1-333 (110 amino acids)
Source: RefSeq, a predicted model, not a curated record
AUGGGUGUCUGCUCAGCCUCCUCCCAGACAUUGCUCCCGUAUACUCGCGAGCAAGUCUAUGAUUUUGUUACGAACCCCCACAACUGGCCGCUCACGUACAAGGGCAGUGGCGGAAUCCAACAAAACCUCGAAAUUCCUCUGAAACUUGGUGAUCAGUGGACGGAAAAGGUAGUCCUUGCGGAAAAUACCUAUUAUUCCGCUUGGACCCUCAUUACUGCUGUGCAGCCAUGGAAAUGGGCGUUUCUACAAGUGAAUGGUAUUGGUGCGACAGAUGAAUCGAUUCUGGAUGGCGUGGAGGGGUCUACGAAGAUUGAGAUAACUUUACUCGAUUGA